AGUGAAACUAAGUUGAUCAGCAACAAUAUGGACGUCUGAAUCGAUCAACCUCCUCAAACAAAAGAAUAAGCUAUUUAUUGAGCCGUUCAAAGACCGCUGUGGACGCAUUUGAUACUUACAAUCAUGUCAGCCUCCAUCGAUCGACUGACUAAUGAGCUUCAGUGCUGUAUAUGUCUGGAUGUGUUCAUUGAUCCAGUCAGCACUCCAUGCGGACACAACUUCUGCAAGACCUGUCUCAAUAAACACUGGGACAACAGCCAGACCUGCUGCUGUCCGUACUGUAAAGAGACAUUCAAGCUAAGACCCGAUCUCAAGAUUAAUACCACACUCCGAGAGCUUGUAGAUCACUAUAAAAAGAAAUGUCCUGAAAAAAUAAGUGUCACUUUCAGUGGAGUUCUGUGUGACUAUUGUGAGGAGAGAAAGCUGCAAGCCCUGAAGUCAUGUCUGGUGUGUCAGGUGUCUUACUGUGAAAGUCACCUGGAGCCUCAUUUGAGAGUGGCAGUUUUAAAGAAACACAAAUUGAUAAAGCCCGUGAGUAAUCUGGAGGACUAUAUAUGUCAGAAACAUGAGAGACCUCUGGAUAUGUUCUGUAGAGAUGAUCAGAUGUGUGUGUGUCUGAUGUGCUCUGAAGGAGUUCACAAGAACCACAGGACUGUUCCUCUAGAGGCGGAGAGUGAAAUAAAAAAGACUCAACUGAUGAAGAUGCAGAAUGACGUGCAGAUAAUGAUUAAACACAGAAUCAACAAAAUUCAAGACAUCAAACACUCGUCAGAAGUCAGAAGAAGGAACACAGAGAAGGAGAAAGCAGCCAGUGUCAAACUCUUCACUGAUCUCAUCCGCUCCAUUGAGAGAUGUCAGGCUGAACUUCUGGAGAUGAUGGAGGAGCAGCAGAAAGCAGCAGAGAAACAGGAGCAAGAGUUCAUUAAAGAUCUGGAGCAGGAGAUCACCGCGUUAAAGACGAGAAACACUGAGCUAGAGCAGCUCUCACACACUGAAGAUCACCUCCACCUCCUAAAGAUUUACUCAUCCCUGCACAGAUCUACAAACACCAUCAAAUGGUCUGAGAUCAGCGUGAAGACUCUGAAGAUCAGAUUGAAGAAUCAGGAGCCUCUAAGCAGAGCUUUGACUCAACUUAAAGAAAACCUAAACAAGAAACUCAGUCACUCAGCAACUGAGCUGAAGUGGAUGCAGCAGUAUGCAGUGGAUGUGACUCUGGAUCCUGAUACAGCUUAUCCGAACCUCGUCCUGUCUGCCGAUGGAAAACAAGUGAGAGAUGGAGACAUUUGGCAGAAACUCCCAGACAACCCAAAGAGAUUUAGUAGAUGUGUUAAUAUCUUGGGAAAAGAGGGGUUCUCCUCGGGGAGGUUUUAUUUUGAGGUGCAGGUAAAGGGUAAGACAGAAUGGGAUUUAGGAGUGGCUCAAGAAUCCAUUAACAGGAAAGGAGUGAUCCCACUGUGUCCUAAAAAUGGAUACUGGACUGUCUGGCUGAGGAAUGGGAAUGAAUAUAGAGGAUGUAAUAACAGCCACGUUUCUCUGUCUCUGAAAGUGAAGCCGCAGCGGGUCGGUGUGUUUGUGGAUUAUGAGGAAGGUCUGGUGUCUUUUUAUGAUGUGGAGUCCAGCUCUCUUAUCUACUCUUUCACUGGUCAGUCUUUCACUGGGAAGCUCUAUCCAUUUUUUAGCCCCUCCUUAAACUACAAAGGUAAUAACUCAGGCCCGCUCAUCAUCACACCCGUCGAUUAAAAUAAAUAAUUAUACCCCCAUAUGAAAUGGAGACAAUACACGACAACAAUAACUUUUAAUAUACAAAUUUAAAUCCAUUAGUAAUGUAUGUUCUGCUACUCAGAUCAUAUUUAUUUUCUCAAAUAUAUAUUUAUGUAUUAAUGCCAUAUUUGCCAAAAUGCAAUGCUGUCAUGUUCAUGGUUUUGGUUUAGCUCUUAGGGUCUGUUUCUGUCUUUGUGCGAUUUAUAUUACAACCAAGCUUGCUAUUUUUUUAUGUAUAUCAAAUGAUUAUAGCACUGAUUCAACACGGUAUAUGGCACUUCAAGGUAUAAAUGUUAAAACGUUAUUUUAACAUGAUAGCAUGUCACAUGUUAAAAAUGAAUGCAAAGUGUAUUCAUAAUACAAAUAAAAUCGAAUAAAUUGGAAGUUAGUUAAGCAUAACACAAAUCAUUUCAUUAAAAUUCCCUUUCUCUUUUUUAAUGUAGCUAUAUAUUAUCCCAUAAUUUAAUCAACCUCAAGCCAUCUUAGGUGUGUUUUAAGUAUGUUAAUUAUGUUUUUAUUAACCUCUCUCAGUUUCGACUGUUUUAAAGACGUCUUUUCCUCACCCUCAUUUCAUUCUGAACAUGCUUGACCUUCUUUUCUGGAGCACAAAAGUUUUUACAGUUUUAUCUAUUGAUCUACUUUAAUGUAUCUGCAAGUAUUUAUAUAUUUGUUGCUGUUGUGUUUAAGACAUUAAAGAUCCUUUACUCAGA
Molecule: messenger RNA, 2471 nt
Organism: Puntigrus tetrazona (Sumatra barb)
Lineage: Eukaryota; Metazoa; Chordata; Actinopteri; Cypriniformes; Cyprinidae
Product: zinc-binding protein A33-like
Exons: 7
Coding region: 124-1740 (538 amino acids)
Molecular function (GO): zinc ion binding; protein binding
Source: RefSeq, a predicted model, not a curated record